AUGGUUGGGCAAGCAUUGACUUCUGUUGCCAUCAUUGGCGGAGGCCCUGGGGGAUUAGGGACUGCCAUUGCUCUUUCUCAACUACCUUUCUUGAAAGUGACCCUUUACGAGAAAAACCCAGAACCAAGAGAGGCUGGAGCUGGAAUUAGUUUAACCACAAAUGCGUGGAAGGUCUUAGAUCUCCUCGGCGCAAGCGAGGGGGUCAAAGGAGGAUCGAAGUCAAACACACACCAGAGAAAUGCAUAUACAGGGAAAGUUUUGAGCGUUGUCGAGAAUCCGGAAAACUCCGAGGGACAGUCUCGGGGAGCGAUUCGUGCCCGCAGGACUCGACUGCAGUCUGCACUGUUGGCUCAGGUACCCGAGGGCAUUAUCCAAUACAGCAGAAAGCUUGUAGCAUUGGAGAAUCUACCGGGGCAGAGUACCCGCUUGAUAUUUGACGAUCAAACGGAGGCAAUCGCACACCUUGUAGUCGGGGCUGAUGGACUUCAUUCUAUCAUUCGAAAGACUCUUUUCAAAGACCACGAGCUUCGUUUUACUGGCAACAGUGCAUUCCGUGUCCUUGUGCCCAAAUCGCGUCUAGCCCACAUUCCCGAUAUCACUUCCACAACUUCGUGGUGGUGGGGCGAAGAUGGCCAUGUAUAUCUCUCCGAUGUGGAUGAAGAGGGAGAGAAUGACCAUCCACUUUUUGAAAUUACAGUAAGAUCUUACAAUGAGCCCAACGUCUCGGGAAAAACAGUCUUUUGGGGUAUUCCAGCCACCAACCAAAAAGUGGGAUCUCGCGUCGAGAAAUUCGAUCAAAGAUUGAGAGAUGCCGUGAGUGCAGUUCAGGAAGGGGAAUGGAGAGAAUUCGCAACAUUUGCAGGACCUCGACUGGAUAAAAUUACAGGUUGGAAGAAGAUUGCACUGAUUGGAGAUGCCAGCCACCCUCUCUCAGGUGCGUUUGGAUCUGGGGCAACGUUUGCAAUGGAAGAUGGGUGGAUUCUCGCUCGGGCCCUUGAGCUCACGCAACAAUCUUCCCACCCCGUGCAAGACGCUCUCAAAAUUUUUGAUCAGAUUCGGUCUCCAUAUUACUCAAAGAUGUAUCACCACUUAGAUGAGACCAAGGCUAAAUUGCAAGCAUCCAAAGCCGAGACGGACAGUUUUGACGCUUUUCUCCAAAACAAGAUUGAUACUUUCCUCUACGGAGAUAAGGACUUUAUCUACAAAAACGACAUUCAGAAGAUGAUCAUUUAUAUGUGGAGAAAGCGAGGGUUCUGUAACCCGUCUGGGACUACAAUGCUGCAAUCGAAGCUUGUUCUAGAAACAAAAUUCUCCGAAUGCCUAAGUGAAUUUGACCCCAAUUACUAUAAUGGGAGCAAGUCAACAAUUCAGCCUGGUGGGGUCAUUAUCAUGCUCCAAGACCGCCAUCCCACCAGUGAGAUUUUCAAGACUCCAGCACGGUCUUUCGCUAAUCAGCGCCAGCUAUGGCACCAACGGAGAAUUGGCCAAGAUUGGUGGAUGAUCACCGAAAAAAAAAAAGAGAAGUCAGGGUCCCCCAAAAUGGUGCGCUCCUCACCAACAUCGAAGCAACCCGAUCUCGCGACCACCGUGAUCGAUUCAAAUUCUCAAGAUGAAGUUCCGGUUUCCAAAUCAGCCAAGAGAACAUUCAGAUCUUUUAUCUGGGAUACAGACUCACAUCUAAAAUCCCCAGAGGAGAAACGUCUCCUUCUCAAGCUCGAUGCGGCGAUUCUCAGCAUCGGGUGUUUAGGAUUCUUUAUGAAAUAUCUCGACCAGGGUAAUCUCUCCAAUGCAUAUGUCUCGGGAUUACAAGAGGUUUUGUCUAUGUAUGGCAAUGAGUACACAUACGCACAGACAGUGUACACCGUCGCCUACGCAGCCAUGCAGAUACCCAGUACAAUCAUCGUCCAGCGCGUGAGGCCGAGUAUUUGGCUUGCAGCAAUGGAAGUCGGUUGGGCCAUCUUCACAUUUGCACAAGCUGCAAUGAACAACGUGAGCGAGCUAUACGCUUUCAGAUUCUUGGUUGGAUUUUUCGAGAGUUCGUUCUUCCCUGUUUUGCUUUACGUUCUUGGAAGUUGGUACACAAAAACAGAGUUGGCGAAACGAGUUGCCCUGUUCCAUAUGACCGCGCCGCUAGGAUCUGCAUUUGGUGGAUAUUUACAGGCCGCAGUCUACAAGAACAUGAAUGGGGCUCAUGGUCUUGCUGGGUGGAGGUGGCUAUAUCUCAUUUGCGGGUGUAUGACUCUUCCUGUCGGCAUCGCAACUUACUUUCUGCUCCCCGAUACACCACACACCACCCGCGUAUGGUUCCUCUCCAAGAGAGAACGUGAACUUGCACAAGAACGGGUUCUGAAAGCUGGCAAGGCGGCACCUGUCAAAAUCACCCUCCACACAUUCAAGAAAAUUCUUGGAUCGUGGAAGUGGUAUGCAUUUGUUUUGGGAUACGUGCUCUAUGGGUCCUCUUGCGGAGCCAGCAGUUACUUUGGUAUUUGGCUCAAAUCCGAAGGCUUUUCCGUGGUUGAUCGAAACCUUAUCCCAACGGGGACAUCCCUCAUCUCUGCGGCUUGCGUCGUGCUAUGGGGCUUCCUUUCGGAUUAUACGGACACAAAGAGCUUCACUGACAAGUGUGUCUCGCGACAGAUUUUCGGAAUGUUACCCAAUGGAAUAUUAGCAUUUUGGCCGGAGAGUUUGCGGCUAAAGGAAUUCGCAUUCCUCACAGUCGCUGUCCAGCUCAUGACAGCUGUGUUCUACACUUGGGCCAACGAAGUGUGUGCUGGAGAUAACGAGGAGCGAGCAGUUGUUGUCAGCAGUAUGAAUGGCUUCCAAUACGCCGUGGCCGCCUGGUUGCCUAUUGUGAUCUUCCCACAGACCAUGGCCCCCACAUUCAGAUAUGGGUUCCCCGCAACAUUCGGGUUGGUGAUUGCUGCAAUCAUCAGUGUCAUUGGAAUUCAGGUGCUCGUCAAAAUCAAAGGCAUCGGAGUUUCUCAGUCCGAGGAUGACCGAGAAACAGAAUAA
Penicillium brevicompactum is the source of this 3012-nucleotide messenger RNA. RefSeq lists its product as uncharacterized. The coding region runs from base 1 to 3012 and encodes 1003 amino acids. The transcript is spliced from 14 exons. NCBI's taxonomy places the organism in Eukaryota, Fungi, Ascomycota, Eurotiomycetes, Eurotiales, Aspergillaceae. The record is from RefSeq and is a predicted model, not a curated record. Gene Ontology annotation, cellular component: membrane. Gene Ontology annotation, biological process: transmembrane transport. Gene Ontology annotation, molecular function: FAD binding; transmembrane transporter activity.